Ruditapes philippinarum (Manila clam) is the source of this 4954-nucleotide messenger RNA. Its product is annotated as cysteine--tRNA ligase, cytoplasmic-like. Bases 255 to 2486 code for a protein of 743 amino acids. Gene Ontology annotation, molecular function: cysteine-tRNA ligase activity; ATP binding. Lineage: Eukaryota; Metazoa; Mollusca; Bivalvia; Venerida; Veneridae. Gene Ontology annotation, cellular component: cytoplasm. Gene Ontology annotation, biological process: cysteinyl-tRNA aminoacylation. The record is from RefSeq and is a predicted model, not a curated record. The transcript has 19 exons.
GACAGACUGGAACCCAGGCUAUACGCAACUGUGUAAUUUUAGUUUCUCAAAAUUUAGUGUUCGUUUACCAGUUCAAGUUUUACAAAAAUAUCGAUUUGAAUAAACACCGCCGUUAGCAAGGGAGGUUACUCUCAGAACACUGACACCAACAAUUUCAUCAUUAAUGUUUAAAAAACGAAACAGAAAGCAUUGAAUACGCACAGUCAAGGGAUAUAUUUCUGUCAGAAAAUUCAACAUUGAAUAUUUGAUCUGAAAUGGCGGAAACUUCAGGAAAGGUGAAGAGAACGCAGCCAGCCUGGUCCCCACCAGAGCCAAAGAGGAAACCAGCAAAACUGAAGUUGUACAACAGUCUUACAAGACAAAAGGAAGAAUUUGUGCCUCAGAAUGGGAACCAGGUGCUGUGGUACAGCUGCGGACCAACUGUGUACGAUUCGUCACAUAUGGGGCAUGCUCGGUCUUAUAUUUCGUUUGAUAUUUUACGACGGGUGAUGACGGAUUACUUCAACUUUAACAUAACAUACUGUAUGAAUAUUACAGAUAUUGAUGACAAGAUUAUCAAGCGUGCGAGACAGAACCAUUUAUGGGACAAUUAUAUCGCAGAAAACCGACCUUGGAAUACAAUUAUAGCAGAUAAUGUGAAGGCAAUGGAGCCAUUCAAAACAAAAAUGGAGAAGGAAGAAGAUAAUGACAAACUUGCAAUGUACCAGAGAAUGAAAGUUAACAUAGAAGCAGCCAUCACUAACAUGGAGGCCUUAGUCAAUAACAAGAGUGAGGAAUCUCGUGUUGCUGAAGCAAAACAGGAACUGUUACUUGCCUCAAAGGAUGUGCUCUCUGAUUGGUUGGACAAUCAGCAUGGGUCAGAGGUCACGGAUAAAUCUAUCUUCUCUAAACUGUACCAGCAUUUUGAACAGGAAUAUCAUGAAGACAUGAACAGUCUUAAUGUGCUAGGUGCCGAUGUAUUGACUCGAGUGAGUGAUUACGUGCCAGAAGUGGUUGACUUUGUGCAGAAAGUCAUCGACAAUGGCUACGGGUAUGAGUCCAAUGGUUCUAUAUAUUUUGACACAACUGCUUUUAGCAAUGCACCCAGUCAUUACUACGCAAAGCUGGUACCCGAGGCAUAUGGUGAUAUGAAGGCUUUGAAAGAGGGAGAAGGUGAGUUGAGUAUAUCAGAGGAUAGGAUGAGUGAGAAAAGGAGUAACAAUGAUUUUGCUCUCUGGAAAGCUAGCAAACCUGGGGAACCAACCUGGGACUCUCCAUGGGGAAAGGGACGACCAGGUUGGCAUAUAGAAUGCUCUGUAAUGGCCAGCAGUAUACUUGGAGAAUCACUAGACAUUCACACUGGAGGAGUGGAUCUCAAAUUCCCUCAUCAUGACAAUGAAUUGGCACAGGCAGAGGCAUAUUUUGAAAAUGACCAUUGGGUGCGAUACUUCAUUCACUCUGGUCAUCUGACAAUUGACGGAUGCAAAAUGUCCAAAUCUCUGAAGAAUUUUAUUACCAUCAAAGCAGCUUUGGAGACACACACAGCCAGGCAGCUGAGAUUGUUAUUCUUGCUUCAUUCUUGGAAAGAUACAUUGGACUAUGGCAAGGACACCAUGACUGGCACAAUUAGAUAUGAGAAGUUGAUCUCGGAGUUUUUUCACAUGUUAAAAGACAUCAAAAGAAAUACACCAGGUGUUGGAGUAGACGCUUUUGAUAAGUGGGGACCUGAGGAACUUAGUCUGAACCAAAAGUACAGUGACACCAGAGAGGAAGUACAUGAAGCCCUAUGUGAUUCUAUAGACACUAAAAGAACAUGUGAUGCAAUAAAAGAUUUAAUUAAAGCCUGCAAUAUAUAUGUCCCUGAAAUCCGAAAUAAGAGGAGACCAAAUCGAAUUCUACUGGAAAAUAUUGGAGCAUUCAUCCUAAAAAUUUUCAAGAUAUUUGGAGCAGUACAAGCUGAUGAAGACUGGUUAACAGUUUCUGGUGGAGCAGCUACAGGAACGGUUGAUGUAGAAGAAACUGUGAUGCCAUAUUUGACUGUAUUUGCCAACUUCAGGGAGGACAUAAGAAAAGUUGCAAGAGAGGAAAAAGUGACAUCAGUAUUGAAAGUGUGUGACAAUCUACGUGAUGAAGUAUUGCCAAACCUUGGUGUGAGAUUGGAGGACAAAGAAGGUCAACCUCCAGUUAUUAAACUCGUUGAUAGAGAAACACUACUCAGAGAAAAGGAAGAGAAAAUGAAGCUUGAAGAAGCGAAGCGAAAAGAAAAAGAACUGAAAAAGCAGAAGGCAGAGAAAGAAAAGGCAGAAAAAGAAGCCCAGAAGAGAAUACCUCCAUCAGAACUCUUCAAGAAUGAGACAGACAAGUACUCAAAGUUUGAUGAAAAGGGACUUCCCACUCAUGAUGCAGAAGGAAAAGAACUUUCUAAAUCAGCUCUCAAGAAAAAUAUGAAGUUAUACGAGGCUCAAGAAAAGAAAUACAAGGAGUUCACGGAGAAGUCAGGAAACUAGUCUGCCUGACAAAGUUUUUGAACUAUUUUGUUGGUUGAUAAUUACACAACACUGGCAUAAAAUUUAGGUCUAGAAUGGGACAGAAGUGUGCUUAAAGUAUUUAUUUAACAGUUUAAAUGAUAAAGACCAUGAAAGGAAAUAUCCUGUUAAAGUUACAGAAGAUUAAUAUACAGUAAACUUUGCUUACAGCCAACUAACUGUAACAUUCGAAACAUGUUCCUUAUUCUGGGAGUUAUAGUUUUUUGUAACUUGUAAGCAUAUAACAAAUCAGUUCUGUAUAUCAGACGCUUUUAUAGAGAACCAAAAACAUUUAUAACGAGCUGAAUGUUCACCAUUUUUUUCUAUUUCUGAUUAAGGUAUAUAUUUAUAACUCAUCUUAGUUUGUGAUUGUCAUCUCAUUUCCCUUUCUUAUAUAAAAAAAUACUGAAAUAAUUUGAUUGUUUAUGUUAUAUGAAUGUGUAAAACAAAGCCACAGGACAUAAAAUUAAGAGAAAUGUCUUUAUACAACAUCUGUACUUACAUAUGUAUUAGUUUGAAUAUGAUUUGCAUAGAAAAUGUUCAAUCUUCAAUGUAGAAUAUGUUUAUUAUUCAAUAAACAUGACACCUUUUCCAUACAUUGUUUUUCAAGUUAAACACACCUCUACAAAAAAGCUUUAUAUUGUACUGAUUGAUGCCAUUGUAAAAAUGAUCUAAAGUGUGUUACAUAAUAGGCUAUUUAUAAAUAAAAAAACUAAUAUAUACAAGUUAUUACUGAACCCAGUGCAAAUUCAUUCAACCAGUUUAAAUGCAUGUCAGUGAAAACAAACUUCUUGUUGAAUAAGUUGUCUUUCUAUUUGGAGUUUGAUAUAAACAUGUUAUUUUCAGCGUAUUUUGUCGAUUGAGACUAAAAUUUUUGUUCCUUAUAAUUAAUAAUUCUUUAUAACAGUGUUCACUUGAACAAUAUUUCUUUUUUGCAUUAAAUAAAGAAGUGCAAAAUUUUAGGCCAAAACUAAUUGUGUCUUGUAACCAGCAAUUCACUAUAAAAGUGUUUGCUAUAUGUGAAGGUUAUUGUAUAUUGAUUUGUCAGAUAUAAAUAUUUUUACAUACAAAUUGAAUGGUAAAUGAAAAAUGGCACAUACAUUGUAUUUUAUAUUUUGUCAAUUAAGUUAUUGUUUCUUACAUGUAAAAAUACAAUGCCAUUAAUACACAUCAGAAAGUUAAUAAAGAAAUUGGUGAUUUGUGUAGUUUAUCCUUUAUUUUAAUGCACAAGAAUAAUUUCUAUCACUAAUAACCUUUUUUAAUGAUAACGAUACAUGUGAUCUAUUUGUUAAUGAUAUUAUAUAUAAAUGCUUUACAAUUGUGCAAAACCAGUGGUAUAUGGCUUUUGAAAUGUUCAUAACUGUUAGUCUGUUACACAAGUCAUGUUGCUUACGUCACGUUAUUUAUUGUUUUUAAAACUUUGGUAUUCAUUUUAAUGUCAUAUAGGUUUAGAUUAUUUCAUGUUAUUACCGUUUUGUUUAAACUAUUUCAUUAUAAAACAGAUGUAUAAGAGUAAUUGCAGUAUAUAAGAGUAAUUGCAGAUGAAAUAAUACAAGUAUCUAUGCCUGAAUCUUUGAAUGUAACAUAACAAAAAAUAAAAGACUUAGUACUGAACUGUAGUUUGAUAGGAUGUUCAAAUGUUUUCAUUAAGUAAUACUUAUAGACAUACGGCUGAAAAUACACACCAACAUGUAUAAAUCCAACAUAAAUUGUUCAACAGUUGUGAUUAUAUAUUUUAAUAUGAAUUGUGUACCAUAAUAUAUACAAUAUAUAUACAAUUACAAAAAAGAUAGAGUUCUUAAGUACCCAACAUACAUCACUGCAACAAUGAAGUAAAGUACAUAUUUAUGUAAGUAGACAAACAAGUGUCUACAACAAAGAUGAAUUUGUAAGAAUUGUAAAAAACAAACUUACACAUGUACACAUGUCAUUAAUUAUAUAAUAUUUUUUUUCUUAUUUAUUCCCUUGCAGAUAUAUUUAGUAUGACUAUUUUGUUAUCAAAAUUAUUAAUAAUGGUUGAUCGUAUAGUGCUUUCCAUAUACUAAUUUAUCAUUUCCAGUAAAAACACAUUUUUAUGAUACUUUUUAUGAUGAAAUAUUGUUUUAGUAUUUGUAUUCUCUUUGUUACUGACGUAUAUUAAUAAAAAUAUAUGAAUUGGUGAUUAAUACUGUAGUAAUACUGUAGUAAAAUAGUUACGUGAACAUAAACUUUCUAAAAACAUUUCUUUAACCGUUUAAAGAAUGAAACUAUUUUUCCUUUGAAAUCUAAAUAAUGUUGAGAAAUUGUAGAUGUAGAAAAAGAUUUUAAAGUAUUUGUUCAUAAUUUAAAUAGUUUUCAAAAACACUCGAUUAGCCACUUGUCUGCACCGAAUCUUUCUCUAUGUUUUUGUUUUACUGUAUUUGACUUUUUAGAAAUGGUGUUGUCUGUCAAAAUAAAAUGUGAAAAAGAAA